This is a messenger RNA of Naumovozyma castellii, 459 nucleotides long. RefSeq names its product ribonuclease P/MRP protein subunit POP6 (gene POP6). The coding region runs from base 1 to 459 and encodes 152 amino acids. Lineage: Eukaryota; Fungi; Ascomycota; Saccharomycetes; Saccharomycetales; Saccharomycetaceae. The transcript has a single exon. The record is from RefSeq and is a predicted model, not a curated record.
AUGGCAGAGAGAGACAUAUCUGAAAUCAAGAAGAAUGAUAAUCCAUGCAAAGAGUUUAUUUCAAGUUGGCUCGAAACCACUAUAUUUGAGAAAAAUCCAGGUUUAGCAACCAACACGAAACGAGUUUGUAUAACCAAAAAUGCUAACAUUAAGCAUACCGUAGAUAAAUUGCAGGGUCUUCUGGAAUCGACGGAAGGUUUUGUAUGUCUUGAAGCUCAUGGACCUCACCUCCAGAAGAUGUUAAGUAUUUUGGAAAUUACAAAAAAAGUAAUCAAGGAAAAGGAUACCUCCACGACAAUACAUCAAUGGAAUCGAAUGUUAUCAUUUCAGUCGAUCCAACCAGGUAGAAAUGAGCUGUUAGAAAGAAAGAUAAAUAUACCCAUUUUGAUAUGUUUUAUUUCAACAUCUUCCGACUUAGCCAACGACCUUCCGUUUUCAUUGUUCACAGAACAGACCUAA